AUGCCGAGCAACGACAGUCACGACGCUCAGCUGCUGCGGCACUAUGCCCAGUUUUUCCCAAACGUCCUGUUUACGUCCGAAGAGGAGAUGGAGAAGUACUGCCAGGAGGCCAGACCAGGGACGAUCAAGAAGGUGCUUGAUCUUCCAGAAGGGGAGGAGGUCCCUGACGAAGCUGUCAAGGAUCUUCGAGCGCACCUGUACAUAUUGAAGCACAUUGUGGGACGAAAUGCGACAACGGCAGCAUUUGUGGCUCUACGAGGAUCGGACAAACAGAAAGUGGUGGCCAAAUUCGUCAUGCUGAAUGACGAGAAGCAGGCAGCGUACGCUCGCAGUGAGGUGCAUUGUCUGGCCGCAUGCGAUCACUUCGGUAUUGUGAAGCACUACGACGACCUAAAAUCCGAAGACAAAUUGCUCUUGAUCAUGGAAUAUGGAAGUGGUGGCGACCUCAACAAACAAAUAAAGCAACGCCUCAAGGAGCGCUUACCAUUUAAGGAGCAUGAGGCAGGUCUCCUCUUCUAUCAAAUUGUCUUGGCACUGGACGAGGUGCACAGCCGACGGAUGAUGCACCGUGAUUUAAAGAGUGCCAAUAUUUUUCUGAUGCCCACUGGUAUCAUUAAACUUGGCGACUUUGGAUUUUCCAAGCAGUACAGUGAUUCUGUUUCACUGGAUGUUGGUUCUUCUUUCUGUGGAACGCCCUACUACCUCGCACCCGAGCUCUGGGAGCGAAAGAGGUAUAGUAAAAAGGCUGACAUGUGGUCACUUGGUGUAAUUCUCUACGAGCUGUUAACGCUGCACCGCCCGUUCAAGGGGCCGUCACAGCGUGAGAUAAUGCAGCAAGUAUUGUACGGUAGGUACGACCCUUUUCCAUGCGCUGUGUCUGACGGAAUGAAAGCGCUCAUGGAGCCGCUCCUCUCGAAGGAUCCCGGACUGCGCCCAACAACGACACAGCUGCUGCAGACAGAGCUUUUGAAGUAUGUGGCUAAUAUAUUUGAGGAGAUCGUAAAGAAUUCUGAGGUGAUCGAGAAGCAUGACAAGGAGAGGAUCCUCAAGCAGCUCGCAGAGAGCCGUGCAAAAGCGCCUCUCUCUCAAUCAUUGCAUUUUGGUACCGUGAGCUCCGAAGUGGUGCAGGAGGGGUAUUUACUCAAGUACAGCUCUGACAUGAAGUGGAAAAAGCGGUAUUUCUCUAUCCGAAACGGGCAGCUGCGCAUCUCCCUCACGGAGAACCCCGAGAAGGAUGGCGUCUCACCAAAGUCUGCAAGCUUGGAGACUGUAAACGAUGUAUUCCCAGUACCAGAGGCAUAUUGCCGCUCUCAUCCGAAUCAGCUGGUCAUUUGGUUUAACAAUGGCCAAAAGAUUAUUGCUAUGGCAAAGUCAGCGGAGGAGCGUGACAUGUGGAUAUCCAAAUUCCAUCGUGCGUGUGGCAUGUAG
Messenger RNA from Trypanosoma grayi, 1428 nucleotides. RefSeq names its product NIMA-related kinase. Gene Ontology annotation, biological process: protein phosphorylation. NCBI's taxonomy places the organism in Eukaryota, Euglenozoa, Kinetoplastea, Trypanosomatida, Trypanosomatidae. The transcript has a single exon. Gene Ontology annotation, molecular function: protein kinase activity; ATP binding. The record is from RefSeq and is a predicted model, not a curated record. The coding region runs from base 1 to 1428 and encodes 475 amino acids.